Molecule: messenger RNA, 7496 nt
Organism: Doryrhamphus excisus (bluestripe pipefish)
Lineage: Eukaryota; Metazoa; Chordata; Actinopteri; Syngnathiformes; Syngnathidae
Product: KIAA0232 ortholog
Source: RefSeq, a predicted model, not a curated record
GUGGCGCUCUACAAACGGGGCCAUAGUCUGACUUGAGCCCGAAUGUCGCCAUUUUCCCUGUUGACUCUCGAGCGACACUGGAGGUGAAAACAGCGCCAUUUCUGUCGGCGUCCAUGAUACGCUAUGCUACCGCAGCGGAUUCCAGAGCUCCAGCUCGGAACGGCAGCGGGAGAGAACUAGCCGCUCCCCUUUUCGGUGGUCUUCUUCUCUUCAGCUCACAGCAGGUGCUGCUGCAGAAGUAAUCACCUCAACAUGGGCGCCCCUGUGUGACGCAAACACUCCUUGUGUUUUGCUGAGCAGCUGAGAUCGAUCAGCAACAUAAGCCAUGCCUGACGAAUAAAAUCAGCCUUUUUUUUGCUUAAAGCAAGAAAAAAAAUCCCACAUGCCUCCUCACGUAGAGCCCAUUCAGUGCAUCCUAUCGGAUUGAUCGCCUGCCCCCCCCUCCCCAACCCACCCUUACUGAGGUUCCAGGUUCUGCCUCCCACUCUGCACUCCACCUGACAGCAACAAAUCAUCACUAUGCCGAUCCACCUGAGAAUGGCCAACACCUGAGGUCUCAUGCGUCCAGUGAGCACCGAUUCAGACGGUCCCGCUCCUCCCGAGAACCUCUCUUGCCCCUACCCACUUGUAGGCCCCCUGCCUGCCUCAGAGAUGUCACUCCUCCAGUCGCUGGGUCCAGUACAAAGCUGGCUGGGCCAGGAGCUUGAGAAGUGCGGGAUUGAUGCUAUGAUUUACACCCGCUACGUCCUCAGCCUUCUCCUGCACGACAGUUAUGACUAUGACCUGCAGGAGCAGGAGAAUGACAUCUUCUUGGGCUGGGAAAAGGGGGCUGGGAAAAAGUGGGGCAAGAGUAAGAAGAAGGGAGGGACCGACCUGAGUCUCGAGGAAAUGAAGAAACAAGCAGCAGUGCAAUGUCUUCGUUCUGCAUCAGAUGAAAACUCUGGGAUUGAAAGCCUGGUUGAAGAGCUCUGCUCCAAACUUAAGGACAUUCAAAACAAACAGAAAGAGGAAAAACAGAUCCAAAAGAAGUCUGAUGGUGCUCUAUCUCCAGAGCGAGUUGAGUCCCCCUCUUCAAAGGACCAGGUGGAAAUGUAUUAUGAAGCCUUCCCUCCUUUGUCAGAGAAACCUGUUUGUCUCCAAGAGAUCAUGACUGUGUGGAAUAAAGCCAAGGCCUGUGCACACUCAAGUUCAUCAUCCUCGGCAGCCCCACAGACCAGUACAGACACCUCUUCCCCAAAAGAUUGCAACAGCGAGUGUGAGACCGUGAAGGAGCGGAACCCAGAAUCAUGUACCAUCACCAGUGUGAGCAACGAGAGAGGCCAGCAGCGACGAAACAAGAAGGAGAAAGAAAAUCGAUACCAUUGCGGCGCAGCAGCAGAAGAGAAAAGCACAGUCCACUCCAAGAGACAAACACGACACAGGUCUGAGGGUAAAUACCGAGCCCGGUCCUGGUCUUCUGGCUCUAGUGAGGAGGGCUCGAGCUCAAGUGGGAACCAAGGAGGCUCAAAGUCAUUCAGAAGCAAGGCGGUUAGGGUAAGGCACAAAUCAAGAGAGGUUGGGAAGAAUAAGAGACAACGCAAUAGUGGACAGCUGAAGCUGCAGCUGAAGGCUAUUGACAAAGAGGAACGACGAAAUGCAGGAGGGGGCAGUGCCACUGGAGGCACUUGCAAGGCACCACAGCUUUACAAGAAGAGCAAGAGAUCCCUCAAGGAGAUUUAUAAAGAUCCAGGCUGGGUGCAAGCGAAUGAGAUUGGCCUUGAUGCCAGAAACGCAAAGGAGUACAUGGAGGAGCCCCUCUGGUAUACUGAGCCCAUCACAGACUAUUUUGUACCUUUUAGCAGCAGACAAAGCAAGCUGGAAACAAAGUAUCGAAGCAAAGUAGGCUCUCCUGAAGACUUCAGUUUGUCAGCUGACAUGGCUAUGCUGCCAGAGAGGAUCCAGGGAAUCUGCAUUGCCAGUGAGGGCUACCAGAGAACAUACCUUGCUGCAGGCUCAUUUGUUGACGGGCGCUUUGUGGAAGCGCCUGGCGAAGCGGAGGACGAAACUGCUGAGCUCAUUGGGACCUCAAGCUGCCUUCAGCCAGAGGAUGGUGGAGAUUUAGAUGACAAGCAUCUGCCAGAAUUCACCGACUUCUAUGAAGUCGAUAUUUAUCAAUCCAUAUUGGAUACUAGUGCCUCAGACUCUUUACAAGAGAGUCGGAUUCUAAGCAUGAUUCGACAAAAGAGCAAAGAGCAAAGAGACGACGAGGCAGAAACUUGCUUAGUGUUAGACGGCCUUGAGCAGCAAGGGAAAAGUGCAAUAAGGGCAGACUUGGAGGAAGCUUCUGGAUCUGUUGGGUUCCUAAUGGAGGAACUAGACAAUAUGGCUCAAGUCUGGGGAUGUUACUCUCCAUCUACGUCAGAAGAUAUAGAUGGAGAAAGCUUCAUGGGCGACUCCCCCGUUCGGCUCUCCCCCCUCCUUGAUAGUGUUUCCUUUACCUUGAGUAAUCUGUCUGGAAGUCUGGUGGAUCCACAAGUUCCUGAAGCCCCCAGGGAGCCAUCUUCUUGCUUCUCACUUUUUGAGCUACAAUACGACAGCCCGGCUUUUCCUCUUCCCCGCGAUUCGCUCUCCGUCGCUGAUGAAAACAAAGCAGAUUCUAGUAUUUGUCUCGACCCGCAUGCUAAUAAACAGUCUCGUUUGCUAAUUUGGACCAAAAAUAGUGCCUUUGAUGAAACGGAACACUGCUCAAACCUUUCAACGCGAACAUGCAGUCCAUGGUCGCAUUCUGAAGAGACCCGUUCGGAUACAGAACACGGGAAUAUUCCCACAGAGGAGUCGGCUCAGAUUGGCACGGAAGAAAUGAAUUCUAUCAUCCCUCCUCUUUCUGGCACAUAUCUUGAGGAAGAAAUCUUGGAUUUCUUGCAAGAAGACUCUGGGGUCAAAUGUGACGAGGUCGCUGCAUCCAGUCAGACUUACACCAAAAAAUCCAAAUUGGAGUCCGUUUGUGGAAUAGCAUUGGAAGAGGAUGACAGUAAACAAUACAGUUCUAGUGUUUUCUCAGAUGACACAAACCAACAGAGGGGUGAGUACAGCUCAGGAAUAAUCAAAGACAUUUGGUCAGCAGUCGGGGAGGGCAAAUUGGUGGUGUCAAGGCAAGGUGGAGAGAAACCAAUUGAGAAGGUAUUUCCUGAAGACUCAGGAGGUGGUUACUGUGGCAGCUGUCUGGAGGUGCAGGCCAAACGAGUUCCGCUUAGGGGACCUCAGAAAAAAGCAGUGCAGCGCUCCGAGUAUCACCUCUGGGAGGGCAAGAACGAAGAGCAGGACUUGGCCAAAAAUAAACCAUCCAAGUUGGAUGGUGCCGGGGAUUACAUGACUCCGUCCAGACCCUGGGACUUGAGAUCGGAUAAAGACAGUACGUCUUUCAUCAUUGGUGGGGUAUAUGGAGAGUUCAAGAAUUGGGCCGUCGUGCCACCAAACGAAUCUCAACACAGCUUGCUACAGUCUACUGCUGCAUCUGCCUCUACUUCUGAAAUGCUCACCAUCACCGGCACCGAUGUGUUCAUGAACACGAGCAGCUGCUUCACUCCAGGACACAGGCGCCUGUGGAGGCCUCUUGUGUCCUUCGGCCAAAGCGACCACACAAUCACAGGGAGCAGAGAUGCGUUGAAUAAGGGAUUUUCUUUCAUCUUCCGCGAAGAUUUGCUGGGAUCUUAUGGAGGCUUGCGUGGUGAGGAGCAAGGUUUGGAAUACCCUUUUGCAUCCUUCCACCUGAACAAUCACUUCUCUCAAGUUCUCCACGUGGAGUGUUCCUUCGAGCCUGAGGACAUGGCUUCCUUCAGUCCUGGCUUCAAGCCCAAAUCUAUUCUUUGCUCCGACUCUGAGAGCGAAGCCUUCCGCCCGCAAAUUUAUGGCAUCAACCAAACUCAGUACAGGGCCAUUCGCAUUUCCCCCAGGACUCACUUCCGGCCAAUAUCGGCCUCCGAGCUGUCUCCUGGUGGAGUGAGCGAUUCAGAGGUGGAGUCUGACAAAGAGGAGGCGAGUUUUCCCGUCCUGGCACCAGUGGAUGUCUUCGAUGAUCCUCAGGCAGAUCUCAAACCUCUAGAGGAGGAUGCAGAAUGUGAAGGCCCUUAUUAUGGGAAGUCUGAACUGGAAUCUGGUAAAUUCCUACCCAGAUUAAAGAAGUCUGGCAUGGAGAAGAGUGCCCAGACCUCUCUGGAUUCACAGGAGGGUUCCAGUGCUCUCCUACCGGUUUCUGAGCAAGAGAGAUGUUUGGACUGCCAAACAGCAGCAGCUGCUGUAUCAACUGCAGGUGGACAAAUGGACAUCUCGGCUGGCACCUUUCAAAAAGAGGAAUCACCGGGGGAAAAACAGACCUACUUAUGUGCGACAGCAGGUCAAAUCCCCAAAUAUGGGAUUGCCUAUGACUUUGGUGGGGAUGUACCAGAGUUCCCUUUGUUAAACAUAAGUGGACAGGGAGGAAGUGGCAACCAGGAAGAUGACUGCUGGUGGCAAAACACGCUCUGUUCCCCCCUUUUCCCUGGAUCUCAGUGUACAGGGAGCAGCAACAUUUGAAUUGUCUACUUCGCAGAGGACUUGAUGUUGGCGAGAGGAAAGGUUGCUGGACUGUGGUGACUGGACCUCUUCCAGCAUUUAUUCAAGGUUAUCUCUGAGCCAGAAAACAGAACGUAGGCUGAUUUGCUUGAGCUUGCCCUCAGCUGCCCCCCCCCAUACACGCAUACACGCAUAACUGCUGGUUUUUAUUUACUAACAUAAAGCUUGUGUUAUCAACAAUCAGAUUGACGGAAAAGUGAGUUAAAAUAAGAAAAACGCUCAAAAUAGAGAUGUUGCGUGUUUGAGAUGCCAUAUGCAGAUGUUCCUUUUUAGAAUCAGUGAUUCAACUUUCAGCUAUUAGGCAUCCAUUGGGUCCUUUCAGGUGUGCCCCCACCAUCAAGCUUUAGAAUACUGGAUAGUGUCUGAUGGUUGUGCAUGUGCGUCUGUCCGGCCAGUCUCACUCCUUUUUUUUCUGGCUAAAAGCCUAUUUGCUGUGUGAAAUGAAACGCAAUUACAUCCUCAUCUACAUCCUCUCUUGACAAGACCACACUGUGGAUGUUGCAAUUUUUUUUUUUAUAGUUGCGCAAAAAAUGUGAUAUCAUAAUUUACAGUUUGUUGUUUGGAUGACUUUCUGAGAGCAAAGUAGAGAAUGUGUGCGCUUUUCUUUAAGAUAUCCAUUAACUUCCCAGUGUAUGGAAAAAAGUUCUAAAUCAGUCAGAUUUUUUUCAGAGUUUUUGACAACCUAGUAGUAGAUUAAGGAAUGGUUUGUGAAGCUAUAACUAUUCAGAAAAAAACCUAAAAAAAAUACAGGAAGUCAUUAUCUUACAGCUAUCUACUAAAAUGCAAGGGUCUAAAAUAAUUCGGAGAAGAAAAAAACUUACAAAAAAAAAACACUUCUGCAGACACCCUUUGCAGCUUAAUGCAACAUUUAUUUGAUCUUUUUUUCCUUUUUAUGGUACACAACAUUGGUGCUACAACUGUUCCAACAAGUUCCAUGAUGUGGCUGUGAUAAAUAAAUGGAAUAGCUUAGUUGUUGUUUUUUUGUUUCUAGUCCAGACAGUCACAAUCCGUCAGCCUUUUUUUUUAUUUGUAAAAAAAAAAAAAAAAACAAUGUAAAAAGAAAAAAGAUUUUGCCUAAUUACUGUUGAAAUGUGGUUUUGUUUGAAAUUUGGAAGCUGUCAGGCCUGUAACAGAUGCAGCAGGAAUAUUAUAAUGUCAUACACCUUUUCAGGUCAUUGAUUCAAAGCAAAAAGGACAAACUACUUCAUUUUUUUCUCUGUGUGUUGCAACAAAAUCAAUAUAUCAAAAUGUGGACAUGGUUAAAAAGCAAAAAAAAAAACAAUAAUGCCAUAAGUACACUACAAGGUACAGUUGUUUUUCCAUGUACGGUGUGUUUUUUAUUUUAUUGUAUUGGGUUCGGCAUAUAUCUUGUUGAAAUGUUGAGUAAUGUGUAAUCUCUGGUUCACUUAAAAUGUGAAUGUGUACACAUGCAUACAUUCUCAGAAAACAAAACAUGUUUUGAUAUAGCGUAAACUAAUUGGACUCGAUUACGCUUUAUGGUUCAACAAAUCUACAGGGUAACUACUUUUCCUGUUUUCAAUUGUAUAAUCCCGCCUAGCUUUCCCAUAUUCUGUCCUGGGUGAAAUGGAAGUAGGAUGGGUUAUUUUCCCGAUAUUGCCAUUGCUUCUCAAGCACAAAGUUCCAUCCUUUCGCCAUUGCUUGGAAAUGUGUGUUUUAAUAUACGUAGCAGGUUUAAAAAAAAAAAAAAAAAGGCUUCCUCAUUUGGAAAUGUAAAGAUCUGAAAGCAUGGGGUUUGUUUGCCUCGCUAAAUAGCUGAGAAAAAAUUAAGAAAGGUACGCUUUCUUCAGGGUCUCGCCACCUUUCUUUCAUUCACCAGACGCUCAGGAAUUUUUUGAUAUAAGCAUACUUUUCAUAAACAUCUACCGUGUGGCAGUGCAUUUCAUUUUUGAUUGUAGACCACACAUUGACAUUAUUUCCAAGCAAACCAUAGAGAUGGUUAUUUUUAUUUAGAGCUAUAUAGUUUAGAAAGGGGGGGAGGGAGGGAGAGAUUAAGCCAUUGUAGACUGCAUAAGCAAUGUGGGGGCUUUUCAAGAGGCCUCAAGAGUCCUAUGCAAUACCUUGGCGCUUGUAAACCUUCAAGAAUAUGUGGAGAAUAGUCACUCAUUUCCAAUUUUGCCUGUUUGUUUUUGACAAAAAGGAUGCUUGAUUCCCCUUAAAAAAAUGCAGCAUGCAAAUUAAUGUCCCAGUCAAACUUUUCUUUUUUUGGAUUUGACAAUAUCAGUAGUGCUUAAUCACUGAUUAAAAGUUAAGACUUGGUUAAAGCAUCGCGGUUGAAAGACGUUAAGCAGUGGUUCUCAACUGGUGUGGCUGUGGGACCCACCAUCACCUUUCGAUGAUAAGCAGGGACCCAAAGUUGCAUUCACAGACAUCAGAUUAUUAUUAUUCCCACGCAAAGACCCACCAGUUGAGAAUCAUUGACCUAAAGGACACCUUUUAGAAGUGUUUCUAGGAGGAUACACGAGUUUGUCAGUGAGUGUGUUUGAAAUAAAAGAAAAAGUAUGACUCAUAAAGCACUUAGUUUGGAGUUGAGAGGAAUACAUCACACUUUUUCCUCCAUCAGUUCAAAUUCAUCAGUUUUUGUAUGCUGCAUUGGCCAACAAAAGUUGUGUGUGAUGAGAAAAUGCAGUCAGUGAGGGUCUUUGUUUUUGGAACAACACUGGUGUGUCGGUUGGAGUUUGGAUUGCACUGUGGUUCAAAGAACAUAACCCAGCACUGAAAAGUUGACUUUUCCUUGUCAGUUCUUUCAUUCCUUCCUUCCUUCACCGGCCUUCACCUCUUCUUUGUCUCAAAGUUAGCUGUGUUGUUCUGAUUUCAUGUACACCCUGAGUAAAUGAUUUUUCUUUCAUUGUGGAUUUCAUUAACAUCUAAUAAAAGGGUCAACCAAA